AUGGACGAUUGUGACUUAGAAAAACUGAACCUAAAACCAGCAAAAUUCACGCCUAGUUUCAACAAGAAUGUAACUGAAUACCAUGCCACUCUGCCAAGUGACGUAGAUAAGGUCACAUUUGACGUGUUGACAAGUGAUACAGGUGCAUCAUACAGCAUAUCGGGGAGUGAUGGGGGCAAGACUGUUCCACUAAAAGAAGGGGUUACAACUGAUGUUAAAAUAGAGGUAACCUCAGAAGAUGGGACCAUUAAGAACUAUUUUGUUCACAUCAAGAGACUUUCAGGAAAAGAUGCAUCAUUGAUUGAAUUGAAAUUAAGUGAUGGAAUUCUACAGCCAGAGUUCGCAUCAGAACAUUUUGAAUAUUGUUGUUUACUACCAUGUCAUAUCAAGUUAUUAUCCAUUGCUGCUAAACCACCUGAUGUUAAAUGUCCUGUCACCGUGAACAAUGCAACUUCAGACACUCCUGUUUCUCUGAACAUUGGAGAAAGUAAAAUUGAUGUGGCUGUGAAGUCUGCUGAUGGAUCUGUCACCCAGGUCUAUACUAUUAUUGUCACGAGAAAACCAUUUCCAAGAUAUGUCAAAUUCAUUGACCCGAAUCUAUCCCUGAAAUAUGAGGAUCCAAUCUCAUUAGCAGCAUUGUAUUGUCCAAUCAGGAUCAAGGAUAGUGAACCACCACAUAUGUUUUCUGGGCCUCUAAUAUAUGAGAUUACCAAGACGUCAAAGUUUGAUCCAUUAAAUGAAAUGCCAUUAGAGAAUGAUUGGAAAGUAUCCGAUUAUGCAACAGAUGAAGCCAUCUCUAAUGCUGAUGCAUCUAUACCACUUGUAAAUGGAGGAUGCAGUGAUGCUAAAAAGUUUACUGACCUUGGAGAACUGCUCAAAACGUGUGGCCAGAAAGUCAAUGUUGAGGACAAAAGUAAAAAAUUCAAAACUGAUGUUCAAGUUCAACAUGAUCCUAAGGUUUGUGGUUGGGAAAAACAGCUGCAGCAAAUAUUUGAUGAGUCCAACCCAAUGAAACUGUGUACAGCUGCAAAACAAGCUGUUGAAAAAUACUUCGCUGCAAUUGCUAGUGCAGGCCACAGAGGGCACAGCCAAACUGGUGAAAGUCCAAUAGAGCAUCUUGACCAAGCAGCCUAUUGUUAUGCAACUGCCCUGAAAUACAAACCCAAGGACCCUAACCUACAUGUCCAGCUAGGCCUGGUACUGGAGGAGAAGUACUUUGCUGAAGAUUUACUGGGAUUGAAAAAAGAGGAGAAUGAUGACUUUCCCUCAUUGAACGUGCAAGCGAAAGAAGGCUCUAGAGAGGAAGAAUGUGGCGCCAUCUGUAAGCUACAUGGCUGUGAUGCUAAAGCUCCACUCUCUUUACAACUGAAAGCUAUCGACAAGGAGUACCAAACACUCAUCAAUUCAGGCCAGAGUGAAAAGGCAGACCAUGUGCAGUUUCUGUUUGCUUGGAAGUCUAAACAAGCCACACAGGAAGGGCUAGCUGCUCAAAAGGCCUCAGAUGAUACAUCAUGUCUAGGACAAGCUUAUCUGAAGUAUAUGGAUGCCCUGGCACUUGAUGACACCAAGGCUGUAUACAACUUUCAUGUGGGGAGGCUACUUGUAAUGCAGGGGAAUUAUGACGAUGCUAUAGUCAGACUGGAGGUUACUCUAGGUCUUAAUGCUCAACAUCAGCUAGCCAGAUCUUAUCUUGGCCUGGCCCUUGCACUGAGGAAAGAAGGGGCUGGAUCUAGGAGUAAAGAGGCAAUAGGUUACCUACAAGAAAGUAUGGAAUCCCUAAUUGCAUUAAACACAGAGGCAGCAAUGAAGCCAGAAAUUUUAAGAUCUGAUAAAUUGAGAGGGGAAUCUCCUCUGGUGAACACUAAUGUUUACCUGCUUCGAGGCAUCAUACAAUUAGGUAGACUGGUCGCUCAGACUCCAGAAGUUAAAGACACUUGUAUGUCUGCAGCUGACAUCUUUCACACCGCAGCAUUAUUUGCAUCAGCCACAUUCCCAACUGUUGCCAAGGGAGACACAUAUAAACAAUUACAAUGGAUUCUAUUGGAUGCUCACUCAAACCUCCUUGAAUUACUUUCUCUGAACCCCAAAGGAAAUGAAAAACUAAUUGCGCUACGAUGUGAAAGAUUAUCUGCAUUUAUUAAAUGUUCUGCUAUUCCAACAAAUGAGAAUAUACUUGCCUUACAAGAAAAGACCUGUCAACAACUAGUGCAGAACCAGCCAUCCAGCAGUCAUGCCCUCUAUCUCCUGGGUAGUGCCCAACUGUCAAAGUAUGAUGACAACCCAGAGCAGGAUGGGGCAGAGGGGCUACUCAAUGAUGCCAAGGCUUCAUUCAGAGCUAGUCUGGGCCUGGAAGGAAAGAUGGCCACUACAGAUAUACCAUCUGAACUCAUGGAUCAACAGUGGUGGAAGAAGCGACUAGAAAAAGAAAAAGAGGAACAGAAAAAAGCUACACCUGCAACUGCUACUAAUAAAGGUGGACCACCCUCAAGAGGAGGAGCUGCAGGUGUAAAGGGUGGAGCUACUGCAGGAAGGGGAGGAGCUGUCAGAGGGAGGGGUGGAGCUACAACACCAGCUAGGGGUGGAACAACUGUCCGUGGUGGACGUGGUGCAGCUGCUGCAGCUAGGGGGGCCAGAGGUGGUGCAGCUACCAGACCAGCUGCAGCUGGUAAAGUGUCCCCAGUCAAACCAGCUGCCAAAGCUCCCACAGGCAAAACAUCAUCUAGCCAUGUCUGUAGUCCUGCUAAACCUACAACUCCCAGCACUGGGGCUACUAAGCCUACAACUGAACCAGAAACAGUUGAAGCCAAGGACCAGAAGGUGGGGCCAGUGAAUAAAGCAACCUACCACCCAAGACUGGGCCUGGCAAGGGCACUUUCUAGAUUACCUGAUAAUAUUGAAGAAUCCCAGAAAUACUAUGAGCAAGUCAUACACAUGGCACCUGAUAUUCAUGAUGCAUAUGUAGAGCUUGCAAAUAUGCUGAUGAAGAGCUCACCUCUGAAAGCUGUUGAUGUCUACUGUAAAUUCCCCAUCCCAGAAACUCCUAGUUUUGACGAUGCAUUUAUCUUUGGUGAAAUAGUCCAAAUUUUAAUGAAACAUGAACAGUAUGAUGACCCAAGGCUUGGACCAAAUAUGAUAUCAUAUGGAAAAGUGUUAGGCUUAGCUGCAUUAGAAAAGUAUGUGGACACUUUAAGUGCAAAGUUCAAACAUGAUCUAUGCAAGCAGGUCUAUGCAGGAAUACAUGGGAAACCUGUUGAUGACCCAGAUCUCACUACAUUCUUCAAGUUCAAAUGUUGGAUGUGAUGUAUAUACAGUACAGUGUAUUAUAUAUGGAGAGAUUAGUCUACAAUGGAGACAAUGAAGUUUCAUUAAUAUGAAGAUAUUCUACACAAAUAUUUAAUCAGUUUUGUCAUAAAUUAGGUGAAAAUAUGGUGAAACCCAGAGACACAUCCAAUAAGAAAAAUGUCUUUAUUUCAUACCUAUGUAAGAUUCUCAGUAUUUGAUUCUCCUUGAUAAUGUUCUAUCAGAACUGUUAGUGCCCAUCAAGAAUGGAAAUCUUACACAGGAACUCAUGCAAGAACCUUCAUAUCAUAUACCCACAAAUGAGAGUAUUCUAUAAUGCUUUUGUAGGAUUAGACUUAUAAAUGCAACCAGGUUCAUAUUUUAGUUUUUUAAAUUAUGAAAAUAAAAAAUGGAUAUUACAGUCAUUUGCCGAAACAUCUGGAAAACCUGUUUCAACGUCCCAUCUCAGAACACUGAGUCCAAAUGCUGUAUGCGAUUAUAAAUACAUACAUGUAUUCUUAUCUCAUCGAACAAAGUUCAGGGAAUAUAAAUAACACCUCCAUCCAUCAGUCAGAUCAUCUAUCUAUUAGGGCGAUAACUCACUGGCCCGAUAUUGUUUGUAUUUUAUGGCAUAUGCCCUAUAUGAGUACAAGUUCUGCUUGAAGGCUGAUUUAUUAAAUGUCGAUUUUCAGUAUGUUUGUUACAACUUAUUUAUGAUAUCGAUUUUGUUCAAAUCUGAAUUUAGGUCACCAUUACACACAAUUUUACAUUUUUGUUAUAACUCAUGAAGUAGUGGAGUGAUUUUAUGUAUAUUUUAUAUGUGAAUGAUUAUAUUUGGCUUGUGGGUAGCCAUUUUGAAAAACGGCAGCCAUCUUUAUAUUUGUUAUUUUACGGUUUUUACUGUAAAAGUAGAUUUUUGAUACUUAAUAUGUGAAUACUAAGCAUGACACGUUUAAUGUUUUGUAUGAAGGAAAUAAAGAAAUAAAAAUGAAUAAGAAAAAA
Messenger RNA from Owenia fusiformis, 4281 nucleotides. Lineage: Eukaryota; Metazoa; Annelida; Polychaeta; Sabellida; Oweniidae. The record is from the annotation of a GenBank genome assembly.